AUGGCAUCCCUUCCUUUCCGCCCCGGCCCCAACAGCGGCAUCCGCACGCCCAUGCGCCAGAACUCGGUCGACGACCGCAAUGAAGUGCACGUGCAGAUGAACCACUACAUUGGCAUUGACGUCGGGACUGGCAGUGCACGAGCUUGCAUCAUUGAUGAGGCAGGCAAUAUCGUCGGUCUUUCUGCUGAGAACAUUGGCCUCUGGCAGCCUCAGACAGGAUACUAUGAACAAUCCACAAGUGAUAUAUGGCGGUGCAUCUGCACGUCGGUCCACCGCGCCGUCGCGCAGAACAACAUCGAUCCUCACUCGAUUCGGGGCAUCGGGUUCGACGCUACAUGCUCGCUUGCCGUCUUCACACACGAUACCGACGAGCCCGUAUCCGUGACUGGGCCGACGUUCGAUCAAUCGGUCAACGAUCACAAUGUUGUUUUGUGGCUGGAUCACCGGCCCGUGGAAGAGACGAAGAAAAUCAACGCGACCAAGCAUAAUCUGUUACGUUAUGUCGGUGGUACCAUGAGCAUUGAGAUGGAAAUCCCAAAGGUGUUGUGGCUCAAGAACAACAUGCCCAAGGAAAUGUUCGACCGGUGCAAGUUCUACGAUCUUACAGAUGCGCUCGAACAUAUGGCCACAGGCAAUGAGAAGAGGAGUUUCUGCUCCGUCGUGUGCAAGCAGGGGUACGUCCCCGUCGGUGUCGACGGCAGCGUCAAGGGUUGGCAAGAAGAUUUCCUGACGGAAAUUGGUCUCGAGGAUCUCGCGGAAGACAACUUCAAACGCAUGGGCGGAGUCAACGGGGUGAACGGCGAAUACCUGUCCGCCGGCGAAUUGGCAGGAUACCUAUGCGAGCGCGCGGCCGCGGACCUCGGACUGCCAGCGGGCAUUGCCGUUGGCAGCGGUGUCAUCGAUGCCUACGCAGGCUGGAUCGGCACGGUGGGCGCCAAAGUAAACCUCGCCAAAGACGAACUCGACGCCUCCGCAGCGGCAAAUGACCAAUCUCAGGCUUUCACCAGACUUGCCGCCGUUGCCGGUACGUCGACGUGCCACCUCGUCAUGUCCAAAGACCCGGUUUUCGUUGAAGGUGUUUGGGGACCAUACAGGGACAGUAUCAUUCCUGACUACUGGAUGGCCGAGGGCGGACAAUCCGCGACUGGUGAACUGCUCAAGCACGUCCUCGAAACGCACCCGGCGUACAACCAGGCCUCGUCUAUCGCACAGGGCAGUUCGAGCAACAUCUACGACUUUUUGAACCAGCACUUGCUCGACAUGCAGGAGGAAAAACGUCUGCCUCACGUGAGUUACUUGGGACGCCAUUUCUUCUUUUACGGCGACUUGUUCGGCAACCGCAGUCCCAUCGCCGACCCCGACAUGUCCGGAUCGGUCGUUGGGCUAAGCAGCGACAAGUCCCUUGACGGUCUGGCGCUGUAUUACUACGGCACCAUGGAGUUUAUAGCCCUGCAGACGCAUCAGAUCAUUUCCGUCAUGAACAAGGCCGGCCAUAAGAUCUCAUCCAUCUUCAUGUCUGGAUCACAGUGCCAGAACGACAUUCUCAUGUCGCUUAUCGCGACGGCCUGCGACAUGCCCGUUGUGAUCCCUCGGUACGUGCAUGCCGCUGUGUGUCAUGGCGCAGCCAUGCUGGGAGCCAAGGCGGCGAGCGCAGGACCUAAUGGUCGGACGGAGGAUUUGUGGAGCAUCAUGGACCGCAUGAGUAAGCCUGGCAAGGUGGUCAGGCCGGCCGAUGAUAAACGCGUAAAAGCGCUGCUCGAGGUCAAGUACAAGGUCUUUUUGGAGCAGUGCGAGAGGCAGAGAGUGUUUAGGAAGAUGGUCGACGAGGUUACCGACGAGUCGUGAAUUGACUCAAAAGUUAUGAUUUCAUAAUGAUGAUAGACCGUUGACAUUUGAGGGAGUAACGGUAAGGUCCGACAACUUGUGGAUAGCCGUUCAAUAGUGAGACUUAUAUGAUCGAGCCGAUAGUGGUAUGCUCUGAGGCGAGGCAGGUCUAAAUGACAAAAUUUAGGUAUCUGGCAAGUCUCACUGGCGUU
Exophiala viscosa is the source of this 2036-nucleotide messenger RNA. RefSeq names its product D-ribulokinase. The transcript has 3 exons. The record is from RefSeq and is a predicted model, not a curated record. NCBI's taxonomy places the organism in Eukaryota, Fungi, Ascomycota, Eurotiomycetes, Chaetothyriales, Herpotrichiellaceae. The coding region runs from base 1 to 1845 and encodes 614 amino acids. Gene Ontology annotation, biological process: pentose metabolic process; carbohydrate phosphorylation. Gene Ontology annotation, molecular function: D-ribulokinase activity. Gene Ontology annotation, cellular component: cytoplasm.